This is a messenger RNA of Melampsora larici-populina 98AG31, 480 nucleotides long. RefSeq lists its product as uncharacterized. The record is from RefSeq and is a predicted model, not a curated record. Lineage: Eukaryota; Fungi; Basidiomycota; Pucciniomycetes; Pucciniales; Melampsoraceae. Bases 1 to 480 code for a protein of 159 amino acids. The transcript has 5 exons.
AUGCAGCGCGAAAUCUUGUACGCAGAAAGAAAGAGCCUUGAGACCCCAGACGAAGGUUACCCUGGCCAUGGUGCUCAAUUCUUCAAGAACCUGUGGACUACACAAAAGGCCUGGCAGCUAGAUGCGAUGAAUGAGCAGAAAAGUCGGAAAAAAGAAUUGAUUGCUGUGUUACUAGGCUUAGAGGAGGAGCUCAUAGGGGCUCGCGAAAGACUCAGGACCAUACAACGAACCCGAAGGAGGGCACGAACUGAGGCUGAAAAUAAUGACCUAAUGGCUCUACCAGCUACUGUUGCUGAUGUAGAAGAGCAAAUCGAGGCGGUUGCAACGGCCCUAGGAGGGGCUGCUUUUAGAGAUUUGGCUGGGGCAACUGACAACAGAACCAAUGCACUUAUAGCCAUAUUGAUCGCACGAAGCAACCUUUAUGAGGCCAAAGUUGGCCUCACCGAAUCUAGGCUACGUCGGCAUCAUAAUACUGGUUAG